GACAUGUGACCAACGGUCGCGGGAAGUCCUUUGCCACGCGCGUGAUAGGAAGAGGACAGCGCUUGACUCAUUCAAACUUUUUUGUAAACAUUGGUUUGGUUUUAUUGCGGAAAGACGUGUUUCUGUGUCGCCGGGCCACCGACAAGUUACUGACGGAUACCGAAACUCGACUGGAGCCGGUAGUUUUGGUGUUUGUUUUGAGUUUAGGAACAACUUCGGACAUUGCUCUCACGGUGAAGACUCGCUAACCAACGUUAGUCCGUGGCCAUUUCUCAGCGUUGGAGGGGCGUGUAGGAGUUAGCAAACAAGUUAACGUUUUCUGGGAUGUUAACGGACCUUUAAUCUAUUUACUUUGACUUUUUUAAUGAAUACCUUUUAGGUAAGGUAGUUAUAAGUUGACUAGCUUUGUGUUUUUGCUACAAACGCCACUGCCACUGUAGUGGGGUCCAACCGCGUGAUUUUUCCCGUCGACGAAGCCGGGGUUUAAAUCCUGAAAAUGUCGAGCUACGAUCGCCAUCGACACGGAUCGCCUUCCCCGAAACCUCGACCAAUUUGUCAGAAACUGCAGUUUACAUCCAGCGAUGGCGAGGACGACCCGAUUGAGGAUGUUAACAACAGUACCGGAGGAGAGUCCGGCUUCACGGAGAUGGACUCCCCGAUGCCAGUGCGACGAGACCCCGUCGACAAACGGCUGGAAGGGAGCAGCAGCCCCCUGAACCAGUCCGGUGGGGACGACGACGUGGAGCUGUGGGACGAAGAGAGUUACGGUUCUCCGUCUCAUCUGCGGUCACCCAGCAGUGUUAUCUUCGCAAACUGCUCACCAUCACCGAGGAAAACUUCUCGGCUGUACGGAGGGUCCCCGGAGCGGUCUUACGUCCAGGACGACGGUGAAGGAUCCAGCUCCCCGAUCCCGGACUGCCCCGACACACCUCCACAUAAGACCUUCAGAAAACUCAGACUUUUUGACACACCGCACACGCCAAAGAGUUUACUGUCCAGAGCGAGGGGCUCCGGUCCAGGAUCCUCCAGCAGGAGAGUUGCCCUGUUCAAGAAUGUGGAGGCUUCAGGAAAGUCAGUCACAGACAGCAGCAGGAGACAGCAGACCCCUCUGGUUAACUUUAACCCUUUCACCCCCGACUCCCUCCUCAUCCAGUCAGCCACACAGCAGAGAAACAACAGGAAACGAGCACACUGGAAUGACUCUUGUGGAGAAGACAUGGAGGCAAGUGAUGGUGAGGGAGAGGAGGAAAUCUUGCCACCAUCCAAGAGGAUCACCAUAAUGGAAAGCAACAUGAUGUCCAGGUACACCUCAGAGUUCCUUGAGCUGGAAAAGAUCGGCUGUGGGGAGUUUGGUGCCGUGUUCAAGUGUGUGAAAAGACUCGAUGGCUGCAUCUACGCCAUCAAAAGAUCGAAGAAACCUCUGGCAGGAUCAGUAGAUGAACAAAAUGCUUUACGGGAGGUGUAUGCCCACGCUGUACUGGGUCAACACCCCCACGUUGUGCGUUACUACUCGGCCUGGGCGGAGGAUGACCACAUGCUCAUCCAGAACGAGUACUGCAAUGGUGGCACGCUUUCUGAUGUCAUCUCAGAGAACUACAGACGGCUCAGUUACCUGUCGGAGCUGGAGCUGAAAGAUCUUCUGCUGCAAGUCACACGGGGACUCAAGUACAUCCACUCGACUUCUCUGGUGCACAUGGAUAUCAAGCCUAGCAACAUCUUUAUUUCACGGAAGUCUGUAACCAGCUGUGAUGAAUGUGAUGAAGAUGACAUACUGACAACCAGCGCCAUCUACAAAAUCGGUGAUCUUGGUCAUGUGACAAGAGUGAACAAUCCACAGGUGGAGGAGGGUGACAGCAGAUACCUGGCCAAUGAAGUUUUACAAGAGGACUACAGUAACUUGAGGAAAGCCGACAUCUUUGCUCUGGCUCUGACUGUGGUCAGCGCCUCAGGGGCGGAGCCUCUUCCCACCAACGGAGACAAAUGGCACGAGAUCCGACAGGGAAAACUCCCUGCCAUCCCUCAACUGCUUUCUCCAGAGUUUCUCAGUCUGCUCAAGCUGAUGAUCCAUCCUGAUCCAAAUAGACGGCCAUCAACUUCUGACCUCAUCAAACACCCGGUGCUCCUCACUGCUGCCAGAAUGAGUGCAGACCAGCUCAGAGUCGAGCUCAACGCAGAGAAGUUCAAGAAUGCACUUCUACAGAAGGAGCUGAAGAAGGCCCAGAUAGCCCGAGCUGCAGCAGAGGAGAAGGUUUUGUCCACUGACAGGAUCCUGACCCGCUCCACAGUCCAGUCGAACCCCAGAACCUCCAGACUCAUCGGCAAGAAGAUGAAUCGAUCAGUCAGCCUCACCAUCUACUGAAACUUGAGUCUGCUCUGGCAGGAAGAGAAACACGAAGGCUCAUGGACCUUUUAACCAGAACCAUUCAGAUGAGAGGGUGCCUUUUUGUGUUUGAGGACAACCCUGUCAGUCGUUGUGCUAGGCCCAAUCAAAGCUGCAGACUGUUAACCAUACCGAAGUGGAACUCAUCUCGAUAGACUCUAGUUGCCAACAUAGUUCAGCCCUUUUCUUCCACAGACUUGGAUAAACUCUCAUUCCUCAAAGGUAGUUACUGUACCUUUUACACUCUGUCAUUCCUUAAGUUUGCAUAGACGUCAGCCUCUCUCAAUUUCUGUCCUUGCACUUCUCUCGACAAAGCCGAAGCCUGUUGGCAGCGGAUUGAAGCCACAGUGAAGCCCUCUUCAGUGUGAAUGUACUUGCCGUAGCCGUGUGCACCUUACUGCCUGUCAAAUGCCUGAUGCUAGGUACCAGAGGGUCUGAGAACUGACGAUUUCUGUGUUUGUAAUGGAGCACUUUGGAGGCAACAUGUGGAACUUGCCACAUUUUUUUUUUGUUUUGUUUUUGUUUUUUUGUUUUAAAAAAGAAAAGAAAAAAGAAAGAAAAACCUGCUGCUAUUGAUGUUUUGUUUGUAUCAGGGUUUGGCCAGUUUCAGGUUGGAUCGUUCUCGAGGUCAUUGGCUCUUAUUUUCAAUUAGCAGGAGUCCCGUUCAAUGCCUUUUUGUUUGGCUCAUGCUGUGAUCAAUGAGGAAAUUCAUUUUAAAACCAGUGACUUGACUCAUUAUCUGUGAGGUUAGAACUGAUCCGUAGUGUUUGAAUUCCCCUGUUGAUUGGUGCUGCCAACCCUGCCUGUAGCAUUAGAACAAUCAUUGUCCCGUUCUUUGGAUUCUCAUGUGUUCCGUUUUUCUUUUCCCACAAAGCUCAUCUUCAGUUACUGUUUAGAAGCAUUCCUCAUCUUUUUGUUCUUGUAACCUCUAACACAUAAAACCCUUUUCUGUUGUUGUAACCUGUAAAUAUGUUCUUUUAAUAAAUUCUUACCUUCUAAA
This is a messenger RNA of Acanthopagrus latus (yellowfin seabream), 3380 nucleotides long. It is a transcript of the gene wee1, whose product is annotated as WEE1 G2 checkpoint kinase. Gene Ontology annotation, biological process: mitotic cell cycle; protein phosphorylation. The record is from RefSeq and is a predicted model, not a curated record. Bases 497 to 2359 code for a protein of 620 amino acids. NCBI's taxonomy places the organism in Eukaryota, Metazoa, Chordata, Actinopteri, Spariformes, Sparidae. The transcript is spliced from 10 exons. Gene Ontology annotation, cellular component: nucleus. Gene Ontology annotation, molecular function: non-membrane spanning protein tyrosine kinase activity; magnesium ion binding; ATP binding.